Messenger RNA from Oncorhynchus masou masou (cherry salmon), 2278 nucleotides. It is a transcript of the gene arsa, whose product is annotated as arylsulfatase A. Bases 215 to 1762 code for a protein of 515 amino acids. The record is from RefSeq and is a predicted model, not a curated record. Gene Ontology annotation, molecular function: arylsulfatase activity. Lineage: Eukaryota; Metazoa; Chordata; Actinopteri; Salmoniformes; Salmonidae. The transcript is spliced from 8 exons.
UCGGUAAUCACAUGAUUUUUUUAUGUUGCGUCAGUUGUGUAGUGUAGCAAACUCUCGCAGCUAUUAUCUCAACGAUACAGGGAAUAUUACAUAACAUUGGAGAAUACGUGAACACGUAGAGCAAUUUAUUUAAAUCGUUAGGCCUUGACCUUGAACACUUUUUAAAAGCGAAGUAGCUUUAAACGUUAGCUAACGUUAAGCAUUUUUCCUUUUCAUGACUAACUUCUGCUUGUUGCAACAGUCAGUCAGAAUGGGCCAUUUUCUAUCUCUCAACACCUUACUGUACCUGCUUGUUACGAGCUGCUCGGGCUCCCCUCCCUCGAAUUUCAUCCUCCUGUUCGCGGACGACCUGGGGUUCGGCGACCUAGGAUGCUACGGUCAUCCAACCUCGCUCACGCCCAACCUGGACCGAUUGGCGGCCGACGGACUGAGAUUCACUGACUUCUACUGCACCAGUCCCGUCUGCAGCCCCUCCAGGGCGUCUUUGCUGACAGGGCGCUACCAGACCCGGUCAGGGGUGUACCCGGGGGUGUUCUACCCUGGUUCCCGCGGGGGUCUACCGCUGAACGAGACCACCAUAGCGGAGAUGCUAAAGCCCCUGGGCUACGCCACGGCAGCCAUGGGGAAAUGGCACCUGGGCGUGGGGGAGAACGGGAUGUACCUGCCCACCCAACAGGGCUUUGACCACUACCUGGGGGUCCCCUACUCCCAUGACAUGGGACCCUGUCAGAAUCUGACAUGUUUCCCUCCAGAUGUUAAAUGCUUCGGAAACUGUGACAACGGCGUGGUAACCAUCCCACUAAUGCACAAUGACGUCAUAAAGCAGCAGCCUGUGGACUUCCUGGAUCUGGAGAGGGCUUACAGUGACUUUGCCACAGACUUCAUCACCCAGUCUACCAGGAAGAAACAACCCUUCUUCCUCUACUACCCCUCCCAUCACACCCACUACCCCCAGUAUGCAGGCCCGGCAACGGCAGGGCGGUCUCGAAGGGGUCCGUUUGGUGACGCUCUGCUGGAAUUUGACUCUACAGUAGGGAAUCUGCUCUCAGCUCUGGAACAUACUGGAGUCCUCAACAACACUCUCAUACUGUUCACUGCUGAUAAUGGGCCUGAGUUGAUGCGUAUGUCUCGGGGGGGUAAUGCUGGUCCUCUGAAGUGUGGUAAGGGCACCACCUAUGAAGGGGGCAUGAGAGAACCUGCCAUCGCCUACUGGCCUGGGACCAUCACACCAGGGAUCACCCAUGAGCUGGCCAGCACCCUGGACAUCAUGCCCACCAUCGCAGGGCUGGCGGGGGCCAAACUACCAAUGGUGCAGCUGGACGGAGUGGAUAUGACGGACAUCUUGGUCAACCACGGGCCGAGUAAGAGAGAGGCCAUGAUGUUCUACCCUACAGACCCUAGUGAGAAGUACGGUCUGUUCGCUCUCAGGCUGGGCAAAUACAAGGCUCACUUCUACACACGCGGUGCAGGCCACAGUGAGACCACCCCAGACCAGGACUGUCACAUAAUCUCCUUCCUGAAGCCCCAUGAUCCUCCCCUGCUGUUUGACUUGGAGUCUGACCCCAGUGAGAACUAUCCCUUGUCUUCGCUGGGACGCCCCGACCUGCAGGCCCUGCUGCAGAGGAUAGGCGUGGUCAAGGAACAGUUUGAAGCCUCCAUGGUGUUUGGGGAGAGCCAGAUCGGGAAAGGUAGCGACCCUGAUCUUGAGCCCUGCUGCACACCGCACUGCACCCCCAAACCUUCCUGCUGCCAGUGUGGCUGAUGCACCCUCAAACCUACAGUACUGCUUGUACUAUACCUUAAGUAAGACUAGUUCUAGUACCUCUAUUACUGUGGAUGAGGUACCCCCAAACUUAACCUCUGAAAGUGUGGAAAGACAGUUCUUUAAGCCAUAUCAGAGACUGUGGGAAGCAGCACCUUUUCAAACAUUAGAAAUGGUACAUCCAGCAUGGCCAUUGUUCCACGUGUCUGAUCUACCAAAUCUAAUUCUAUGGAUGCGGGCACCCUCAUGUGGACCCUGCAUCCCAGUGACAACUGCGCCCGGUUUCCCAAAAGCACUAUGCCUCAAUGACGCACUUAGCAACUGUGUGGUGUUUUAUCUUCAGCCUUUGUAGAAAAGAUGCUUUGUUAAAACACUCGUAAGCCUAAGUUCCAUCGCUAUCGGGGAAACCGGGCUAGUUUUUACAAAAGACGGUGUGUGUUAUUUUUAAAUACAGGAUUAUAUUAAUACAUUCUCUUUCACUAUAAAAUAGUGUAACGUCUCACACCCAGAAGAAAG